CUCCAAGCUAUAUGCAUGGCCUUCUCUUCCCUCCAAAGCCAUCAAACUGUAGUUGUAAACCAGAAGGUCUCCUCAUAAAAUUAACAGAGAGAAGACAUGGCCGUUUCUAUCACCUGCUGCCUCAAACCCUCUUCCCCUCCAUCUCCUCCUCCUCCUCCUCCAAGCCCCUCUCCGUUGACCAAGACCACUCUAACACCACUGUCCACCAGCAAAGAAGUGAGCUGGAGAAGCCGGUGCGUCGCGACUGCAGCAUGCGUCAUAAUAGGCUCGAGUACUGCCGGCCUUGCCGCCGCCGCGGGCGGCGGUGGCGGCGCCGUGUUUGCUGCCGGAGAUGACAUGAAAGUCGUGAAGGUUUCGGAAAUAAAAGUGGUGCGGUGGAGCGACAGGAGGAAGUGUCCUCCGUGGCAUGUGAACUCUCUCGAGAAUAUAGUGCCGGAGAAUCUUCCCCGGCCACCAACUGGUCCGAGAUCCGACGGGCUUGUAGCUCAUAAAAAUGCUCCCAAGGCUGGGGAGUUUUCCGUUCGGUACAGAAGCAGCUGCUAUUCGCUUUAGGCGCCGCUCGCGUUAGUUUGCAGUCUUAGUUAUUUCACUUCUUUCUUUAAUACCUCGUGUAAACGAAACACAAACAUCUAGAUAUAUUAUUGAAAAUAUAUAAUUAGCAAAUGAUGCGUCCACUGCUA
This is a messenger RNA of Phoenix dactylifera (date palm), 680 nucleotides long. RefSeq lists its product as uncharacterized. The record is from RefSeq and is a predicted model, not a curated record. NCBI's taxonomy places the organism in Eukaryota, Viridiplantae, Streptophyta, Magnoliopsida, Arecales, Arecaceae.